GAUUCCCCGAGCGAGCCCUGCAUGCAUGUAGUACCAGACGUAGCACCAGACGGACCGCCGUUUUUCUAAGGUCGCACUCACUCUUCAAUACAUGUAAAGUGGGUGUACACCGACCUAUCAACCCUCUUUUUUGUCCUCGUUCAGGUUCUGCUUCCUUUUCGCUCCCUUUCCCACGCUGUAAGCCGACAGUCAAAUACCAGCACUCGACGGCUCUUUUCUACGAUUUUGAAUCGCAACGCAACUCCUCCGUACGGUUCGAACACUUAGGGAAACCCAUCGUCGCCAGACAUCUCGAGGCUCCUCUACCGGAUCGCGGGAGAGGGGAACCCUGGAAGGACGCAAGAAGACGAGAUGGCGCCCGUCAUGGGUGCCGACCGGGGUCCCGGCGUGUUUAUACUGAACCUCGUCUUCGUCACAUUGGCCGUCGUCAUCCUCGUGUUGCGGGUUUACACGCGGGCCCUGAUCGUCAAGGCCUUUGGUCUGGAUGACUGGCUCAUGAUUUUUGCCGCGAUUUUCUUCACUUUAUACGUUGCCAUGUCUAACACCGGUGUGCACUACGGGACUGGCCAGCACAUGGACGUUCUCGAGCCUUUCCAGAGGGAAAAGGCCAUGAUGUACUGGUGGUACUGCUACAUGUUCUACAUCCUCAGCAUGGUGUGCUCCAAGCUGUCCUUUGCCUGGUUCCUCCUGCGCAUCACCACGGCCAGGGCCCACGCCUGGGUCGUGUACGCCGCCUCCCUCCUCUCCGUCAUCGCCGCCACCAUCUUCUUCUUCGUCACCAUCUUCCAGUGCAAGCCCGUGUCCUUUUACUGGACCCGCCUCGGCGGCGACACGGACGGCUCCUGCCUGAGCAUGGACGUCAUCAUGUCCAUUGCCUACUUCUACAGCAUAUGCAGCAUCGUGACCGACUUCACCUUUGCGGUGCUUCCCGCCUUUGUGAUCUGGAACCUGCAGCUCAAGCUCAGGGCCAGGCUGGCGCUCAUCUUUCUGAUUGCCAUGGGCUGCGUGGCAAGUUCCGCACUCGUCGUCCGGUGCGCAUUCCUCAAACACUUUAGGGACGUCGACUUUCUCUAUUCCACCAUCGACAUCGUCAUCUGGUCCUCCAUCGAAAUGGGCCUCGCCAUCAGCGCUGCCAGCCUCGCCACCCUCCGCCCGCUCGUCAAGGCAAUCGCCCUCAAACUCGGCAUCACGUCGGCACGCUCCUCCCCGCCCUACUAUGGGACGGGCCCGCGCUCCAAGACGACGAUGGGGGCCGGGAGCAGAAACGGGACCGUCGCUAACCCCUUCGACCCCAACGUCUACGUCAUGUCCGAGUUCUCGCAGGGCACGAGCGGUGGCUCCCCGAGGAACGGCAGCGGGCACUUUGGCACGGAGACGACCGCGUAUGCCGGCAGCUUCGGAAAGUCGUCUCGACAGUACGCCCAGGAUGUCAAGCUGGAGAGCGACAACGAGAGCCAGGAGCAGCUGCAUGAGGGGUCCUCGGAGCGCACGAGCGGGGACGAGGGCAGGAGACGGGCUGUUCCCAAGUCAUUUCUUCACGCAAGAGCCGGCAAGGGCGCGUGAAAGAGUUGGGCUCAAUAUGUGUUCAAACGUCUUUUGUAUAUGAUAUAAUGAUACAUAUGGCCAAGUGCUGUCUCUCUGUGCCCGAGACCUAUUCGAUGUGAGAUCGGAGCCGCAGCACUGGGUUCUUGAUCUUGUCAUCAACUUGAGAGACUUCAACUAGUAAACGCCCGGCAAGAUUCUCCACCGCACAGUCCUCCG
This is a messenger RNA of Purpureocillium takamizusanense, 1761 nucleotides long. RefSeq lists its product as uncharacterized. The transcript is spliced from 5 exons. NCBI's taxonomy places the organism in Eukaryota, Fungi, Ascomycota, Sordariomycetes, Hypocreales, Ophiocordycipitaceae. The record is from RefSeq and is a predicted model, not a curated record. The coding region runs from base 352 to 1563 and encodes 403 amino acids.